This is a messenger RNA of Paramacrobiotus metropolitanus, 2283 nucleotides long. RefSeq lists its product as uncharacterized. Bases 167 to 1996 code for a protein of 609 amino acids. The record is from RefSeq and is a predicted model, not a curated record. The transcript has 2 exons. NCBI's taxonomy places the organism in Eukaryota, Metazoa, Tardigrada, Eutardigrada, Parachela, Macrobiotidae.
UACAACCAGCAACACAGCAGCAAUUUGAAAGGAGCGUUUCGUUUUGCGGUGUGAUUUGGAUUAGUUUGCACGGUGGUAAAUUAUUGCAAGUUUGGUCUACGCUGCGACGGGACAGAAUUAUCACGGUCAACGUUUCAGUUUUGAUCACCGAUUUCCGUUAAGUAAAAUGCUGAGAUUCGUAUUAGGAGGGUUGCUAUGCUGGAUGAUGAUGCCCCCACAAGGGGUUGUAUGCUUUGACGGUAUGCCAAUGCUGCAAAUGCCAUCCAUACAGUUCGUGCCAACUGUGGAAGAAGUCGAUUCACUUUCUGCCAUUUUGGAACGUCGUUCCGCCUUCCUGAGCAUCCCAUAUAAAAACUUCCAAGCCAGAAUUUACAGGGAAUCUAAUGGUUCGCCCAACGUGACCUACUAUUACGCCCCAGCCUGCACGUUUAUCCCCAACUCCACGUAUAUCGUGUACAAUAACCAUCAGAACUACCUGGUCUUCUCGUUGCAACUCUGGGAUGCUGAUUAUCAAGACUACAUUGAGACAGAAUUAUGGAAGCUAGGUCUGUUGUCCAGUUCUCUGAAUCCUCGCAUCAUUCCCUUCCACAGUAUGCGCUUGGAACUAAUCGACAGUACACUGCCGGUAAAGGUCAUGAACCAAUGGAUUCCCAUUUCGCACCAACCGUCGACUGUUCUUGGACGGAUUAUCUGCUCAACGGAAAAUGAGUGUAAUAUGAUUAAGAACGCAGUGGAAAAUCCCCGGGAUCAGCUGCUCUUUGGUCUGGAAGCGUCGUUUGCGUUAAAGAAGCCCAAUCGCACCAAACGCGAGAUCACUCUCACCGCGACAAUGUUCGAGGCCUCGGAGAUUUUCCGUUCCAUCGAGCACCGGUUUUCUGAGGCGCAAACCAUCUGUAUGCAGUUACCGGAUCUACGUCGGCUUCUGCGGGAAGCCCUGGAUCAUCUCCUGGAAAAAUCCGUUCCCGAUGAUGAAUUCGUCGGCGAAAGCCAGCUAUUCACAGCUGUCAAGAAUUUUCUACGAAUUAUCAAGCCUAAUGUGACGUUGACGACGGAUUUCACGGAGGAGCAGUGGAAGAAUGUGUACUGGCCUAUUGGCGCGAUCCGUCCGGACGAAAAGAUCAAGAGCCUGAACGAGCUGCUGGGCAACGGGAAUAAAUGGAUGAAAGCCUUUUUCCAGAUCGGUAGUAACUUCACCGCGUUAGAAGGCAUUAAGCCGCUCCAGGGCGAACAGCCUAUGAUGGACUGGAGUGCCGUGCGCAAUCAGCUGAAGGAAGCUGGCGGCAGCGUGCACUGGAACGGCGAUAAAUUCGUCAUUAAACCGAUGACGUUACAUUGUAUUAACAUAAGCGCCAUCCGCGGAAACAAGAACCUCGGCUCGAUCACGGUGUGGAGCAGUCAAAAACGUGCUGACCUUUCGUCGGCUAUUAACAAAGAUAGCGACAACCGCGAUCAGCUGAGUGUCGAGCUCCACCGGAUGAAGCGCAGCCUGAAUCAGACAUCUGAACAACUGCUUAACAUAUCUCAAACUUUAUCGUCGCUAGUGCCGGUUGGUACAGUUGUAGCGUAUCAUCGUGACACCAUCGUGCCGGAGUGUUGGCUGGAGUGUAACGGCGCGGAGUUCAGCAACGUAACGUACCCGCUUUUGGCGACAGUGCUAGGACGAACAACUACACCGAGUUUGCGGGGAAAAUUCCUAAUGGGCGUUAAUCAUUACAACGGUCCCGUUGAACGGGUAGUGGGAGUGGCCGGCGGCGAGAGAAGCCAUGUCUUGACGGUGGACGAAAUGCCGGUACACAAUCACACCAUCCCAGCGUGGUCCGUAUCCAGUUAUAAUAAUGUAAACGAGCUAAUAAAUAAAUUGACCCCAUCGUCCAUCGACAACGGCAAUCGCUACUAUGGCGAGAAAGAAGUGACCAGCCUUUCCUCGGGAAAAGGUCAAUCGCAUAACAACCUGCCGCCGUAUGUGACUGUUCGCUAUAUGAUUCGCGCAUGCUAAAGGAAGGAAGGAAGUGUUUAAUAUUAUGUUUAAUUGUACCUCUGUAUGGGAUCGGUUAUUAACCGAUAAUAUGAUAAUAAUCCAAACGUCUGCUAUCAGUUUCGGAUAAUGUGCUACGUUAUUACCAUUUCAUGGUAAUUUUAAUAUUAAUAAUGAAUUAAAUUAAUGACGUGCGUUUCUGUAAACCUAAUGCAAAAUACGUUUUUGAUUUGCGGUGUCUUUUGUACUUCGAGCGUGUCUUAUGAGCCUAAUGUUAAAAGUUAUAAUAAAUUAAUGGGCAAUCGUAA